This is a messenger RNA of Rosa rugosa (rugosa rose), 439 nucleotides long. RefSeq lists its product as uncharacterized. Lineage: Eukaryota; Viridiplantae; Streptophyta; Magnoliopsida; Rosales; Rosaceae. The transcript is spliced from 2 exons. The record is from RefSeq and is a predicted model, not a curated record. Bases 6 to 383 code for a protein of 125 amino acids.
AAACUAUGCAUACCCAAAAGAGGCUCGAAGAUGCAUUUGGUGAAGAAAGUGAAGAAGUAGAUGAAUGGGGCAUAUAUAAAGCUGUGAUUGGAGGGCCGAGUCACGGCAGAAUUCGUGGCUUAGGUGAUGGCAUGAUACCACUUGAAGAUGAAGAUGUGGACUCUUCUAGCCACACUUGCGAUAAGCAUCCAUGCAUGGCGUGUGAGAAAGAAUUCAAACAAGUGAAUGAGAAAGUUACAACUUCUACCAACCAGCUAGAAGAUUUGAAGCAAGUGGUUAUGACUUUGCUAUCGAAGAACUCAACUCAUUCUGAAUGCGCAACAGAAGCACCAUCUACGGGAAAUACCACAGGGACCUCAGGUGCAAAUCAUGAAGACAAAUGAUGAAUACAAGAAAUACUACUUUCAUGUUAUUUGCUAAUAUUAAAUAAGUACUGUAU